Molecule: messenger RNA, 1346 nt
Organism: Zingiber officinale
Lineage: Eukaryota; Viridiplantae; Streptophyta; Magnoliopsida; Zingiberales; Zingiberaceae
Product: anamorsin homolog
Exons: 8
Coding region: 162-980 (272 amino acids)
Biological process (GO): iron-sulfur cluster assembly
Cellular component (GO): cytoplasm
Molecular function (GO): S-adenosylmethionine-dependent methyltransferase activity; iron-sulfur cluster binding
Source: RefSeq, a predicted model, not a curated record
AAUAUUUAGAGCUCUGGAAAUUAAAGCGAGUCGCAGAUCGAAAUCACGCGAACGCGAAGCGGCGGCCGUCGCCAUCUUCGGAGAUCGGUCUUUGCCUUUCGAGGGUUCGAAUUCGCUUCCGAGGAUCCAAGACUGCCUCCUUGAUCUCCCUUUAGAAGGAAAUGUCGGAGACCAGGAAACGAGCUCUUCUUCUGACGGAUAAUGUCUUCAUCCCUGUCAACGUAGUGCUCGAUUCUGUAAGUGAUUCGAGUCUUGGGUUGGGUUGGGUUGCUCGAGACGACGUGCUCGUCAUAACCCUAGCGGCCUCGUUGGGAGGAAAGUUACCCAUGGAGUCUGGUUCGCUUGAUUUGGUUGUGUCAGUCUCUGAGUCACCUGAACUUGUUGAUGAAAAAUGGGUCGAGGAGAUCUCUAGAGUGCUCAAACCUGGUGGAGCUGUUUUAGUACAGGCUUUUUAUGAUCAGAGUGAAUAUAAGCAAACCUCCACAAUUGAACGAAAGCUGUUGAUGGCAGGAUUUUUAGAAGUACAAGCUUUGGAAGUAAAAUCUUUUCUACCCAAUGAACAGCUUCAAUCAUUUAGUAUCAAAGGAAAAAAGGCAUCUUGGUCAGUGGGUUCAUCAUUCUCCCUAAAGAAAACAGUUCCAAAAAUUCAAAUUGAUGACGACUCAGAUCUAAUUGAUGAGGAUAAUCUUUUAUCGGAGGAGGACUUGAAGAAACCACAGUUGGCUCAAGUUGGAGAUUGUGAAGUUGGGAAGACAAGGAAGGCCUGCAAGAGCUGCACUUGUGGUCGGGCAGAGGAAGAAGCAAAAGUGCUGAAGCUGGGUCUGACCACUGACCAGAUAAAUAAUCCUCAAUCAGCAUGUGGCAAUUGUGGUCUUGGUGAUGCAUUUCGCUGUGGCACAUGUCCGUACAAAGGCCUUCCUCCUUUCAAACUUGGUGAAAAGGUAUCUCUAUCAACAAAUUUCCUAGCUGCUGAUUUUUGAUCCGUGAGAAGCAUGAUCUAUUGUUUGUAGUCUCCGGUGAAGACCAUAGACAAGUUUGCUUUCAGAUCUCUGAAACUAGGCAUUUUGAAAUGAUUCUGUUGAACAGUCGCGGUUGCAUGCAAAUUGGAUGUUUUUUGUGUGUCAUGAAAUAUAUACAAAAAAGAAGAAAAAAAGGAGUCUUGAUCGUGUAUGAGUUGUUUGCAUGAAAUAGUUUUGGUGAAACAAGCAUAGUGUGAACUUUGUCAUGCAACUUACAAUGUCUUUCAAGUGGCAUUUCUACGAUAGCUGCAAGUUAAACCGUUUCUGGUUAUAUUGUCUGCACUUGUCCUGUUAAUAUUGCAUGCAGUAUGUUGUGAUUUGUUCAAA